AUGCUAGAGUGUGUGGAAAACAGCAUCAAGGUGAUUGUAGUGGGGGACGGCAAUGUGGGCAAGACAUCAAUGCUGCGGCGAUUUGUCAAGGGAGAGUUCGUGAACCAAUACAAGAAGACCAUUGGUGCCGAGUUCAUGGAGAAAAAUGUAUUCUUACGCCAAUCCAACACGACAGUGAAGCUCAUGCUCUGGGACACGGCCGGGCAGGAGGUGUUCAAUUCCCUCACACAGGCGUAUUAUCGUGGGGCUGGCGCGGCAAUAGUGGCAUUUAGUACCGUCGACAAGGAUAGCUUUAUGAAUGUUGAGAGCUGGAAGAAAAACGUUGAGAAUGUGUGCGGAUCCAUUUUAAUGGUUCUUUGCCAGACGAAGUUUGACCUUGCGCACGAGGCGGCCGUCACGAAUGAGGAGGCUGAACAACUUGCGAUACAACUUCAGUUGCCAUUUUUUCGCGUGUCCACGAAGGAUGACUUUAACGUGACGCAGCUCUUUGAAUACACGGCUAGUAUGUGUUUAAACGAAGAGCCGGCACGGAAUUCGAGUGCCUCAGGGAAAACGUCUUCAAACCUCAAUAGCAACGAAAUUCAUGCCGCUAACGCUAAGAGACAGGGAACCCAGUCGGUGAGGCGUGUGGAUUUGAGGGAGCCAAAAAAAAGUGAAAAGAAGAGAAAGAAAAAGCUGUGUACACUACUGUGA
Messenger RNA from Trypanosoma cruzi, 693 nucleotides. Its product is annotated as small G-protein, putative. The transcript has a single exon. Gene Ontology annotation, molecular function: GTPase activity; GTP binding. The record is from RefSeq and is a predicted model, not a curated record. NCBI's taxonomy places the organism in Eukaryota, Euglenozoa, Kinetoplastea, Trypanosomatida, Trypanosomatidae. The coding region runs from base 1 to 693 and encodes 230 amino acids.